ACUCUUCGGUUUGGAACUUUCUUCAAGACGAACACACAAGACCAACAUGCAUAGUAAAGAUCAAAUCUGCCAUGAGGACUAUCAGAGAACGGCAGACUGGCUGCUGUCCCAGACACAACACAGACCUAAAGUAGCCAUCGUCUGCGGUUCUGGACUGGGAAUGCUUGCGGAUGCGCUCAAAUGCCAAGACUCGUUCAAAUACUCGGACAUCCCUGGCUUUCCUCAAAGCACAGUGAAGGGUCAUGCUGGAAGGCUGGUUUUUGGAGAGCUCAAAGGGAAGACCUGUGUGUGCAUGCAGGGCCGAUUCCACAUGUAUGAGGGACACUCGCUAAGCAAGGUCACUUUUCCAGUAAGAGUGUUCAAGCUUCUGGGUGUCGAAACCUUGAUUGUCACUAAUGCAGCAGGGUCAUUAGCAGACAGGUAUAGCUGUGGUGAUAUUAUGAUCAUACGUGACCACAUUAACUUCCCUGGACUUGCUGGACUGAACCCUCUAAAUGGCCCUAAUGAUGAUAAGUUUGGUCCUCGAUUUCCGCCCAUGUCUGGGGUCUAUGACAAAAGCCUACGGAAGAUGGCGUUCGACAUCUGUAAGAGCAUGGGUGUCUCCCAGUGUGUUCAAGAGGGCGUCUACUGCAUGGUGGGAGGACCCAACUUUGAGAGCAUAGCUGAGGCCCGCCUUCUGCACCGACUGGGAGUGGAUGCAGUUGGAAUGAGUACUGCACCAGAAGUGUUGGUUGCCAGUCAUUGUGGCAUGAGAGUCUUUGGUCUCUCCCUCAUCACUAACAAAGUAGUGAAAAGCUAUGAGGACAAUGAGUCUGUCAAUCAUGAAGCUGUGCUGGAAGUGAGCAAAAUGCAUUCAGAGACGCUGCAGGCGCUCGUCACAGAGCUCAUCAGCCGGAUGGACAUCAACAACAACACGGCAUGAUGUCAUCAACACUGGAA
Sinocyclocheilus anshuiensis is the source of this 939-nucleotide messenger RNA. RefSeq names its product purine nucleoside phosphorylase-like. Gene Ontology annotation, molecular function: purine-nucleoside phosphorylase activity. NCBI's taxonomy places the organism in Eukaryota, Metazoa, Chordata, Actinopteri, Cypriniformes, Cyprinidae. Gene Ontology annotation, biological process: nucleoside metabolic process. The record is from RefSeq and is a predicted model, not a curated record. Gene Ontology annotation, cellular component: cytoplasm. Bases 47 to 922 code for a protein of 291 amino acids. The transcript has 6 exons.